Molecule: messenger RNA, 549 nt
Organism: Papaver somniferum (opium poppy)
Lineage: Eukaryota; Viridiplantae; Streptophyta; Magnoliopsida; Ranunculales; Papaveraceae
Exons: 1
Coding region: 1-549 (182 amino acids)
Source: RefSeq, a predicted model, not a curated record
AUGGAGCACAGAAUUCAGAAAUGGAUAGGAAAAACUCUAGCACAAGCCAGCAAAAUGAUACUAAACAAAGAUACCCUGGCAAACUUAGCUACUUAUCAGAUGAGCUGCUUCAUGUUGCCAAAGAAAAUAACAAACAAAAGAGAUGCUAUUCAGAGAGAUUUCUGGUGGGGGAAAGAAACUAAUAAUAAAGGUUAUUAUCCAGCCUCUUAUUCUUGUCUCUGUAAACCCAUCCAUAAAGGGGGACUAGGUUUUAGGGAUGCCCAUAAAUUCAAUUUAGCUCUUAUAGCCAAAUUGUCUUGGAGAAUUCUAAAGGAACCUAAGGCUCUUUGGGUUUCUCAACUUAGACCUAAAUACUUCAGGAAAACUUCUUCUUUUAGAGCAAACAUUCCAACCUCUAGUUCUUGGAUUUGGAAGUGCACCUAUAAAGGAAUAAAAUUAGUGGAACAAAACAAUAUAUGGGAAAUUGGAGAGGGAAAGAAAGUUAAUAUUUGGGAGGAUAAUUGGAUUCCUGACCUGGAAGAGAACCUUAAGAAUUACAAGACUACCUAA